GUUCACAACUCCAAGCCGUCGACUGCGGAAUUCCGCAUGGCCUCGCUGCCAUGGCGACUGAAGCCGCUGAAGCCGCUGAAGACGAGAAUCUGCUGGUCUCAGCAGCACUGAUCAGUGGAGCCACGAUGCAACUGGAAGUGCCUCGUGUUGCGAGUGUUGCAUGGCUGCGGAACGAGGUGGGCCGACAGCUGGGGGUUCUAGCUGCGCAGGUGCAUCUCAGCAUUGCUGGGACUCCUCUCCACGAUCUUGCCUCGGUGCUUGAGCAAGGCGUCGCGGAGGAGCAGGUCACUGUGACCUUGAUGCCAAUCACCUUUCGCUGCACCGACCGCUAUCCCGGAGCCAAAGAAUACGUGGCAUCGGAGGAUACCCAACCAGUCCCAGGCUUUCCUUGCGAGGACGAAGGAUGUACCAAAGAGGCUUGGCAAGGCAUCAGCUGGAGGGCUGCGAACGGCGUGGAACAGGUUCAACAUGGUUCAACUUAG
This is a messenger RNA of Cladocopium goreaui, 482 nucleotides long. The record is from the annotation of a GenBank genome assembly. Lineage: Eukaryota; Dinophyceae; Suessiales; Symbiodiniaceae.